Bicyclus anynana (squinting bush brown) is the source of this 1582-nucleotide messenger RNA. RefSeq names its product carboxypeptidase B-like. NCBI's taxonomy places the organism in Eukaryota, Metazoa, Arthropoda, Insecta, Lepidoptera, Nymphalidae. The transcript has 9 exons. The coding region runs from base 100 to 1554 and encodes 484 amino acids. Gene Ontology annotation, biological process: proteolysis. Gene Ontology annotation, molecular function: zinc ion binding; metallocarboxypeptidase activity. The record is from RefSeq and is a predicted model, not a curated record.
CGUGGCCAAUCAGAUCAAAUAGUUCUCUACAAUCUACAAACAGAACUGAACGUAGAUCUUUGGGAGCAUGGAGCGCCUGGGUCUCGAGAUGCCUUCAUCAUGUUGUCACCGGAAAACCGAGUGGAAGCUUUCGACAUACUGGACGCAAGUGAUAUGAAACACUAUCUACACGUUGCUGACGUAGCCAAGGCAAUUGAGGAACACGAGAGAGAUUUGUCUAGAUGGCAGUCGUCAAGAACGUCCCUAGUACCUUUUCAGAAAUACCCAACAUAUGAUGAGGUGAACGAGUAUUUGGAACGCAUUGCAAGAGAAUAUCCGAACUAUGUUACAUAUUCCGUCCAUGGGGUUCAGUUACGUGGUCGGUCAGAUCAAAGGGUUCUCUACGAACUGCAGACUGAGCUAAACGUAGAUCUGUGGGAACAUGGCGCGCCGGGACAACGCGAUGCCUCUAUCAUGGUAUCUCCUGAGAACCUUAUGGAAGUAUUCGAAAUAUUGGACGCAAACGAUAUGAAACACUAUCUACAGAUAAGAGAUGUUGCGAAAUCUCUUGAAGAACGCGACGCAGAAUUGUCUCGUUGGCAGCAGAGCAGACAGACGUUGCAGAUAUUUCAAACAUAUGCAAGACAUGAUGCGAUAAAUGAGUACAUGGAACGCAUCGCAAAUCAAUAUCCCAACAUCGCACAAGUAGUAGAUAUGCAAAAAAGCUUUGAGGGGCGAGACAUAAAAUAUCUUAAGAUAUCAACGACAAACUUCACGAAUCCAAGCAAACCGAUUUACUUCAUGGAUGCGACAAUGCACGCCAGAGAGUGGGUGACGACCACGGUAACACUGUACUCAAUCCACCGAUUGGUGGAGGAUUUGAGAGAAGAAGACAGAUAUCUACUAGAGAAUGUCGAUUGGAUAAUAAUGCCAGUCGUCAAUCCCGAUGGAUAUGAAUUCAGUCAUACAGAUAACCGUCUUUGGCGCGGUACUCGGUCAGUGAACGAAACGACCAACGCAAUACAUAACCGCACAUGCAUCGGCGUCGACCCCAACCGGAACUUCGACGUCAACUUUAACACCCUCGGGGUCUCUAGUGACCCUUGUUUUGGUACUUACCCCGGCCAUGAAGCCUUCUCGGAGGUCGAAACGAGAAACAUCCGAGAUAUCCUCUCAGAGUACAUUGACCGGUUACAAAUUUAUAUGGAUAUCCACAGCUUUGGCAACUACGUUCUAUAUGGUAUGGACAACGCUACGCUGCCAUAUAACGUCGUGCACCAGCAUUAUGUUGCAGCAGCAAUGGGUGCUCAGAUAGAUGCAGUAAAGCUGCCGAAAGCACCAUUUUACGCUGUUGGCAACUCUAACUUGAUGUUAUAUGGCACUUCUGGGGCUGCUUCAGAUUAUGCUUAUGUCGUUGGCGUACCAAUGUCUUACACUCUAGAACUGCCAGGCUACGGGUACCAGUUCCAAGUGCCCCCUGAGUACAUUGACCAGAUUAACAUGGAGACCUGGAAGGGUAUCGCAGCCACUGGUCGAUUAGCCGCAUUGUAUUACAACGCGAAAGUUAAAAGCUGAUUAAUAAAGAAAUUAAAAAAUAUUAAUA